GCCGCCCUGUCAACCGAGCCGCUCACCUCCCCUCUUCCUUCUUUCCCUCCCUCCCUGCCUGCUAAACGCACCGGCAACCAUUAAAAAGCACACACCGUUUUGUAUUCAAACAUCAGAUCGCCUUUCUCGCCCAAAUCGCGUUGUAUAGACCUUAUCAUGGCGGCGAGUGCGAAGCGAAAGCAAGAGGAGAAACACUUGAAGAUGCUGAGGGAAAUGACGAGUUUGCCCGCUAACAGAAAGUGCUUUGACUGCGACCAGCGCGGCCCGACCUACGCCAACAUGACGGUGGGCUCCUUCGUGUGCACCUCCUGCUCCGGCAUUCUACGAGGACUGAAUCCACCCAACAGGGUCAAGUCUAUCUCCAUGACGACCUUCACACAACAAGAAAUAGAAUUUCUACAGAAAAACGGGAAUGAGGUAUGUAGACAGAUCUGGUUAGGCCUACAUGAUGGGAAAUUGUCAUCAGCACCAGAUUUCAGAGAACCACAGAAAGUCAAGGAGUUUCUUCAAGAAAAAUAUGAGAAGAAGAGAUGGUAUGUACCUCCUGAGCAGGUCAAGGUAGUAGCAUCUGUCCACGCGUCGAUCUCUGGCUCCUCAAACAGCAGCACCAGCAGCACACCUGAGGUUAGACCUCUUAAAUCCCUCCUGGGGGACUCUGCUCUGACCCUACAUCUCAGCAAGAACACGCCACCUAAUCAGUCUCCAGUGAUCAGCCGCGGACAAACCCAUCAACAGCAUGACAAGAAGUUUGACCUCCUCAGUGACCUGGGUGGAGACAUCUUUGCUGCCCCGCCCAAAAUGAGUGCAGGCGCCAGCUCAAGUUUUGCAAACUUUGCACAUUUCAACAACCACACAACGGCACAGAAUGCCAGCGCAAAUGCAGGCUUUGCUCAUUUUGAUGCAUUCGGGAGCACUCCUGGGUCAAUGUGUGGUUUCCCUUCAGCACCCCAAGCCCCAUUCGCAGCCUCAAGCACAGCAUUCACUGUCCUCUCAUCCAGCCGCAGUAUAUGUGAGUUUGCUCUGCCUCUCCAGGUUGGAUUCAGUAGUGCCUCAGGGGGACUAGCAAAUGCAAGUUUUGCACAUUUUGACAACUUCCCCAAAUCAUGUAGUGCUGACUUUGGAUCCUUCAGUUCGUCCUCCCAGAGUAACUCCACAGGAGCGGGCAGGGACACUGUACAGAGUACUAGUGUCCCUGCCGAUAAAUACGCAUCCCUUGCUGACCUGGAUAACGUGUUUAGCUCUGGCAAAACAGAGCAAGGGGGCGCUAUUCCUGCUGGGGUGAGUUCAGUUUCUGGGGUGUCUCAAAACCAGCCAGCACCGGGAACAAGAGGGGACCGCUAUGCUGCUUUAGUUGAACUUGAUACAGUUUUUGGCCCCUCAGCCACCACCUCUAGUGUUUACAACAGCAGCAGCAGCACACAGGGGGUUUCAUUCAGCUCAGAGACUGGAGUAUCCACAACCCAAGCACAACACGUACUACCUGGUAUGGCUCAAACCUUUGGGGCAGCCCAGCCAAAUAAUCCCUUUGUAGCUGCUGGUGUUGCAGCCGCACCGACCAACCCAUUCCAGAACAACAGCAGAGCUGCAAGUGCGGCGGCGGCGGCAGCAGCAGCAGCAGCCUCCUUUGGGACAGCCUCCAUGAGUAUGCCUGCUGGAUUUGGAAACGCUUCAGGCUACAACCUCCCGACCAGCUUUAGUGGAACCUUUCAGCAGCCUUUUCCUGGCCAGCUGCCCUACUCGCAACCUACAGCGUACCCCCAGCAACUCAAUGGUGGAGGAUUUUCAGUCUUUGGCCAGAGCAAGCCAGUGGUAACACCUUUUGGGCAGGUGAUGGCUGGACCAGUGGUCUCCAGUAACCCUUUUCUGGGUGCCGGUUCAGCGGCGCAAUAUCCAGCAGGGGGCGCUUCAUCGAAUCCCUUCUUAUAGCAUUCCAUCAUAUCAGCUCCUCUCUUCAGGGUCGACUGAUGGCGCUUGCAUCUAUUUCACUGUUUUGUUUCACAGGUAGCUUGAAAGCGCAAUGUUUGUAUAGAUUUGUAUUGCAAGUUGACACAAAUUGACCGUUCUGAGGUGGGAGAGUCAUGACACUGUAUGGUGACAAAAUAAUGUAAAUGUGAGUGCAGAGGGAGGGGUUGAUCCGCAUCAAACUGGCUCAAAGUAAGGGUUUGUUCGCAAGCAGUAGUCAAGCUUUAUGCUAAAAUUCUGUGAAUAUUGUUUCCCCCAGCAAAUCCACUCUUUGUGCAUAUCAGUAUUUGUACACAAGGUUUGUUAUAACAGAACUAUUUCUUGGCAAAGCCAAUGAGUUCUGCCAGUUGCUUUAUCUGACAAGAGUUUAUUUGAGCAAAAAAAAACAAAAAAAAAAACGUUUCACUUAACCGGAUAAACAAUGCAUGUUCUCGUGACGAGAGAGAAUGCUCCAAUGCUCUCUGCCAGGCCACGCCUGCACAAAACAGGCCUGGCGCACAAUGUCAUCCACAUCCAUACCGGAAUAAGCAUAUGAACUGACAACCACUUGCAUCGGGGAUAAAGACUAUUUUAAGUUAAGUUAAUAUGUAUAUAGAAAGUAUAUAUAUAUAUAUAUAUAUUAAAAAGUUUCAAGAAUUGACCAAGUCAUUCAUUUAUAUUGAUGUAUGAAAAUAUUU
Phycodurus eques (leafy seadragon) is the source of this 2639-nucleotide messenger RNA. It is a transcript of the gene agfg1a, whose product is annotated as ArfGAP with FG repeats 1a. The record is from RefSeq and is a predicted model, not a curated record. Gene Ontology annotation, molecular function: GTPase activator activity. Lineage: Eukaryota; Metazoa; Chordata; Actinopteri; Syngnathiformes; Syngnathidae. The transcript is spliced from 14 exons. Bases 157 to 1926 code for a protein of 589 amino acids.